CAGGUUCCUGGGGAAGAUGCAUGGGAGAUGAAUGUGGGCCUGGAGGGAUUCAGACAAGGGCCGUAUGGUGCGCCCAUAUUGAGGGAUGGACAACCCUCCCUACAAACUGCAAACAGACCGAAAGACCUGAAAACCAGCAGAACUGUUUUAGGGUGUGCGACUGGCACAAAGAACUGUACGACUGGCAGCUGGGCAGCUGGAACCAGUGUGCGCCGGUCACGUCAAGGGUGUCCGAAAAGCCUUCAGAGUGCACAAAGGGCGAGGAAGGAAUCCAGACUCGGGAAGUCGUCUGUUUACAAAAAGCCACCGGGGCGGAGGCCGAUGACAGUAUAUGCGAAUAUUUCGAGCCGAAGCCCAGGCUAGAACAAGGGUGCCUUAUUCCCUGCCCCCAGGACUGCGUGGUGUCUGGGUUCUCCCCCUGGUCAGAAUGUUCCAAGACUUGUGGCAACGGCUUACAACACCGAACGCGCCAUGUGGUGGCCACGGCCCAGUUUGGUGGGUCGGCCUGCCCAAACCUCACCGAGUUCCAAGUUUGCCAGACAUCACCUUGCGAUGGGGAGGAGAAUAUGUACAGCCUCAGUGUGGGACCUUGGAGCUCCUGCUCGAUGCCUCUGUCCAGGCAUGUCCGGCAAGCCGGCAAAAGAGGGAGGAACAGGGAACGGGCAAAGGAGAGAGAAAAGGCGUAAAGGACCCAGAGGAUCGGGAGCUAAUUAAAAAGAAAAGAAAUCGCAACAGGAAAAACCGCCAAGAAAACAGAUAUUGGGAUAUACAAAUUGGCUAUCAAACAAGAAUAGUCACCUGUAUGCACAAGAAUGGAAAAACCGCAGCAUUGAGCUUUUGUCAGCAGGAGAAGCUGCCGAUCACGUUCCAGUCCUGUGUGAUGGACAAAGAAUGUCAGGUGACUGAGUGGUCAGAAUGGAGCUCGUGUACAAAGUCCUGCGAGUCAGUGCCGCCUACUGGACACCGCAUCAGGAAAAGAACCAUUAAACAGUUCCCAAUUGGCAAUGAUAAUGAGAGUCCAGAACUGGAAGAGACGGAGUCAUGCACACCUCCAGCAGAUGGGCCUCAUGCCUGUGUAAAGUAUGCCUGGAGAGCCACAGAAUGGACAGAGUGUCGGGUGGACCCGCUGCUUAGCCAACAGGACAAGAGAAGAGGGAAUCAGACAGCCCUUUGUGGAGGAGGGAUCCAAACCCGGGAGAUCUACUGUGUACAAGCCGAUGAAAGCCUUCUAUCAUACCUCAAUGCCGUGAAGGACAAAGAAGACAGCCAUUCGCACAGCACAUCGAAGUCAAGUGAGGCACCGUUCCUGUCCAUCUCAUUUGAAAUAACAGCAUCAAAACCAGUGGACACCAAGCUCUGCACAGAUCCUUCCCUGAGUACCAGCCAGCUCUGCCAUGUCCCCUGUCCCAUAGAGUGCGAGGUGUCGGCAUGGUCAGCGUGGGGUCCGUGUACGUUUGAAAGCUGUGAUGACCAGCAGAGCAAGAAAGGUUUCAAGCUCAGGAAGCGUUACGUUACAAAUGAGCCCACAGGAGGUACCGGAAGCUGCCCCAACCUAGUAGAGGCCAUUCCUUGUGAGGAGCCAUCCUGCUAUGACUGGAGACUGGAUAGGCUGGAGGAGUGCAUCCCGGACAAUGGAAACAACUGUGGGUCCGGCACACAAGUACCAGUUGUCACCUGUAUCAACAGCGAUGGAGAGGAGGUUGACAGGCAGAUGUGCCGAGAUGCCAUCUACCCCAUCCCCAUUGCUUGUGACGUCCCAUGCCCCAGAGACUGCGUCCUCAGCUCAUGGUCGGAAUGGUCGUCCUGUUCACACACCUGCUCCGGGAAGACCACCGAAGGAAGACAAACAAGAAACCGUGCUAUUCUUGCCUAUCCGGGUGAUGGAGACACCCCCUGCCCCGAGAGUAACGCGUUGCAGGAGAUCCGGAGCUGUAAUGAACACCCUUGUACGGUAUACCACUGGCAGACAGGCCCCUGGGGACAGUGUACAGAGGAUGUUCCGCUUUCGGUUUUUAACACUUCAAGUUGGAAUGGAGAAGCAGCUUGUGCAGUUGGAAUGCAGACAAGAAAAGUCAUUUGUGUUCGGGUCAACGUUGGACAAGUUGGACCUAAAAAAUGCCCCGAGAGCCUUCGUCCAGAGACUAUGAGACCGUGUUUGCUGCCAUGCAGGAAAGACUGCAUUGUUACCCCUUAUAGUGAUUGGACACCGUGCCCCACUUCCUGCCAAGAAGAGAAAGGCGCUGUCAUUGUCAAGAAGCAGACGCGGCACAGGGUCAUUAUCCAGUACCCGUCCUACGGCGGGCGAGACUGCCCUGACACUUUAUAUGAAGAAAAUGAGUGUGAGCCCCCUGCGGCCUGUCACACAUACAGGUGGAAGACACAUAAGUGGCGGAGAUGCCAUCUGGUGCCCUGGUAUGUCAGACAAGACAGCCCUGGAGCGUACGAAACCUGCGGACCGGGACUACAGGCGAGAGCUAUAACCUGCCGCCGACAAGAUGGUGCACAGACAGAAAUCACGGAGUGCCUCAAGCAUGCUGGUCCUCUCCCGGCCUUAACUCAGCCUUGCCAGAUACCGUGCCAGGAUGACUGCCAAUUUACCAGCUGGUCCAAGUUCUCACCGUGUAAUGGAGAUUGUGGCGCGGUUAGGACUAGGAAACGAGCUCUUCUCGGAAAGAGUAAGAAAAAGGACAAGUGUAAGAACCCCCAGCUGUAUCCACUGAUGGAGACCCAGUUCUGCCCCUGUGAUAAGUACAAUGCUCAGCCGGUGGGAAAUUGGUCGGAUUGUAUUCUACCAGAAGGAAAAGUGGAGGUUCUUCUGGGAAUGAAAGUACAAGGAGACAUCAAGGAGUGUGGACAAGGGUACCGCUACCAGGCCAUGGCGUGCUACGAUCAGAACAACAGACUGGUGGAGACCUCCCGGUGUAACAGUCACGGUUACAUAGAAGAAGCGUGCAUUAUUCCAUGUCCCUCCGACUGUAAACUCAGCGAAUGGUCCAACUGGUCCCGAUGCAGCAAGUCCUGUGGGAGUGGGGUCAAAGUCCGGUCCAAGUGGCUACGGGAGAAGCCAUACAAUGGGGGAAGGCCGUGUCCUAAGCUGGAUCAUACUAAUCAGGUACAGGUGUACGAAGUGGUGCCGUGUCACAGCGAUUGCAACCAAUACGUGUGGAUUGCCGAAGCCUGGAGUAUCUGUAAAGUCACCAAUGUUGAUCUGAAGCAGAACUGCGGAGAAGGAGUCCAGACGAAAAAAGUCAGGUGCCUACAGAACACGGUGGAUGGUCCGGCCGAUGUGGUUGAAGACUACCUGUGUGAGCCGGAGGAGAUGCCGCUGGGAGCCAGGAACUGCAGGCUGCCUUGUCCUGAGGACUGCGUCAUGUCAGAGUGGAGUCCAUGGAGCAAAUGUCACCUGCCUUGUGACGGAACUGGCAUACGCGAUCGGUCAGCGAUCCCCAUCAGACAGGCUGAGGAAGGCAAGGCUUGUCAUAUUGCCGCAGAGACCGAGCCGUGUACACUGAAUAAGAACUGUUUCCAUUACGAGUACAAUGUCACAGAUUGGAGCACGUGUCAGCUCAGCGAAAAGGCCGUUUGUGGAAAUGGCAUCAAAACACGAAUGUUGGAUUGUGUGAGGAGCGACGGCAAGUCUGUUGACCUGAAGUUCUGUGAGGAGUUGGGACUGGAGAAGACAUGGCAGAUGAACAUGAACUCCUGCGUGGUCGAAUGUCCUGUAAAUUGCCAGCUCUCUGAUUGGUCCCCUUGGUCAGCAUGCUCGCAAGCCUGUGGACUGGCAGGGAAGAUGAUGCGAAAGAGAACUGUGAUCCAGACUUCUCAGGGAGAUGGGCGCCCUUGUCCUUUUCAGAUGGAGCAGACCAAGCCUUGCCCGGUGAAGCCAUGUUACCGAUGGCAGUAUGGACGCUGGUCCCAGUGUGCUGUGGAGGACGCCAGUGUGGUGAAGGCACCCGGUUCAGGAAUAUGUCCUGUGUGGUUUAUGAUGGCACUACAGAAGACUCAGGAAAAAUGGUGGAUGAGGAGUUUUGUGGAGACAUUGACCUUAUUGUCAAUGGUGAUAAGAACAUUGUACUGGAAGAGUCCUGUAUCGUACCAUGCCCAGGGGACUGCUAUUUGAAUGACUGGUCGGAGUGGAGUUUGUGCCAACUGACCUGUGUCAAUGGUCAGGAUCUUGGAUUUGGUGGAGUUAAGGUGCGCUCAAGGGCAGUAAUUAUUCAAGAACUGGAAAACCAACAUCUCUGCCCGGAACAAAUGUUGGAGUCCAAAUCAUGCCACGACGGACAAUGUUUUGAAUACAAUUGGUUAACGGGUCCAUGGAAAGCAUCUUCCCGGGCAGUUUGGUGCCAGAGAUCGGACAGGCUCAAUGUGACAGGAGGUUGUUUUGAAGUCCUUAAACCGGAAAGCGAAAGGACGUGUACUCCGCCAUGCACGCAGCCACACUCCUACUGCACGGAGACGAGAUCCUGCGGCUGUGAAGACGGUUACACGGAGGUGAUGUCUUCAGAUGGGACCCUCGAUCAGUGCACCCUCAUCCCUGUAGUGAUUAUGCCCACCUCCGAUGACAAGAAAGGGGAUGUAAAAACCAGUCGAGCCAUCAACCCCACCCAGCCAUCGAGCAGUCAGUCCGGCUAUGGUGGGAGGACGUGGUUCCUGCAGCCUUUUGGUUCAGAUGGGAAGCUGAAGACCUGGGUCUACGGGGUAGCGGCAGGGGCCUUCGUGUUGCUCUUAUUUGUGGUUUCAAUGAUCUAUCUGGCCUGUAAGAAGCCAAAGAAACCACCAAGAAGGCAAAACAACCGCCUAAAACCGCUAACCCUGGCUUAUGACGGAGAUGCGGACAUGUAA
Messenger RNA from Staurois parvus, 4845 nucleotides. The record is from the annotation of a GenBank genome assembly. NCBI's taxonomy places the organism in Eukaryota, Metazoa, Chordata, Amphibia, Anura, Ranidae.